This is a messenger RNA of Cavenderia fasciculata, 675 nucleotides long. RefSeq lists its product as uncharacterized. The coding region runs from base 1 to 675 and encodes 224 amino acids. The record is from RefSeq and is a predicted model, not a curated record. Lineage: Eukaryota; Evosea; Eumycetozoa; Acytosteliales; Cavenderiaceae. The transcript has 3 exons.
AUGGAUGAUAUCAUAAAUAAUAAUUUUGUAAUAUUCUUUUUAAUAUUAUCAUCAUGGGCAUUAUUAAUAGUUAGUUUUUCUUCAUAUUGGUAUAAAGAAGAAUCACAUUUCUUGACAAGUAAUAGUCAAGUGAUUAAAUACUAUCGAUUCGAUCAAAUGAGAACAGAGUAUUGGAAUUAUAGUGUAUUUGAAUCGGCAGUGAUUAUACCAAUGAGAGAUAUUCUAUCGUAUGGAUCGCAACUAUCAAUUUAUAGGGCCAGUUUGUCACUGGUCAUCUUGGGGUGGAUAGCACUUACCGCCACACUUGUACUACUCUUUUUAAACAUAUUCGAGUACAUGUCAGACUUUAGAUUUGCCGUACCUCUUAUACGAACCGUCAUUCUUCUUGCUCUUGGCUUUAGUUCAGCGUCUUGUCUCACCUUUAUCGGCAUUGGAUCAGCACUCGAAGAAGACUGCCAGGCUACCAAUAACCUAGAGUAUGCUCGAUGCUCACACGAUGACAGAGGUGUAUUCCUUCAACACUAUGUAUUUGAUGACACUAGAUACCACUUUGAAGAGGAUGUAGAGAGAGCACAUGGUCCAGCCUAUGCCUGGUACACUGCUGUAGCAUCUUCAAGUUGUCUUUUAGUUGCUUCAAUCUUAUCAUUUGCUUUACCAGCUCUUGCAAUUGAAUAA